Messenger RNA from Suillus bovinus, 1335 nucleotides. Its product is annotated as tubulin-tyrosine ligase family-domain-containing protein. Gene Ontology annotation, cellular component: P-body. The record is from RefSeq and is a predicted model, not a curated record. Lineage: Eukaryota; Fungi; Basidiomycota; Agaricomycetes; Boletales; Suillaceae. The coding region runs from base 1 to 1335 and encodes 444 amino acids. The transcript is spliced from 4 exons. Gene Ontology annotation, biological process: protein modification process.
AUGGCUACUGCCUUUGUCUCCUGGCCAUCAGCGCCGUUGACCGAGUCGCUCGUCAAGAGAGCUUUGUCAAAUCUGCCUGUCUCAAUCAUCACAUCACUUCCUAGCAUCCAUGAAUGCUCAAGGCUGCUUCAGUGGUCCACUUACGAUGCUAUCGACCAUGACCUGACACACCGUAAUCCCGACAAUGUCUUGUCGUCUUCUUAUACCAUCAGAAAGGCUCUCAUUCGUAAACACUACUUAGCACGAUGCAUUCAGUCGUACUUGACAAAACAUCUCGACUCCAUCCUCAAGGAUACGGUGCCCAGGACAUGGGAUCUCGAGAUCUCUUACGCGGAUGAGCUGGAUGAAAUGUGGAGUGACCAGCUUUGGGAUCUUGGCAAUGAAAUCGAUGACUCCUCUCAAUGGUGGAUUUUGAAGCCUGGCAUGGCAGAUCGAGGAAUGGGUAUCAGGUUGUUCAACAGCAAGGACUCGCUAUAUCGGAUCUUCGAAGAGUUUGAAGAGUAUUCCGAGGACGAAGAUCAGACCAAUGAUACCUCUGUAAUAAUAUCACAACUUCGCCAUUUUGUCAUUCAGGAAUACAUACCUAGUCCAAUACUCUUGGACCCCAACGAGAGGCCUCAUUCUGUCUCUGCGUUAAGCCCACCUGAAAAUUUGCAAGGACACAAAUUCCAUCUACGGGCGUACUUCGUUGCAUCAGGAGCAUUGCAACUCUUCAUGUAUGACCAUGUUCUUGCUCUGUUUGCUGCCGUUCCGUAUAUCAGUCCGACGAAAAGGAGAGAUGUCGACGAUGCCGCUUUCGGAGACAUCGACUUGACACCCCAUCUUACGAACACAUCGCUGCAGAUUGAUCGAGGUGAGGAAGGCGUCCGUUUACUUGAUGAACUUUCAGGAUGUCAUAUCCUAUCUGGAGAUGAUACGAAUCGUGGAGCGUUAUUUACAUCUGAAGAUAUUGAGAACAUAAAGGUUCAGAUGUGCUCCGUUCUCGCGGAAACGUUCAAGGCCGCUUUGGAAAUGCCUGUACACUUCCAGCCGCUUCCAAAUGCAUUCGAAUUGUAUGGAGUCGACUUUCUGGUGUCUCAUGACCCAACUGGACUUGGUUCAUCAGGCAACUCACGAGUCUUUCAAGUUAAACUUCUAGAGAUCAAUUCAGAACCCGCUAUCGAAUUAACGGGUCGAAGGUUACAUAGAGUUCUCGAAGACUUGUUUGUUGCGAUCGAGCAGGUUGCAGUACUACCUUUCUUCGGACAGGAAGUCGGAUGCGUAUCAAGCAUGAAAGUGCCUCGGCACUUGCGAAUGUGUCUUGAUACAAAGGUACGAGGAUCUGGAGGUUGGUGA